AUAUUAUUAUUAUUUUUUUUUUUUUUUUUAUUCAAAAUUUAUUAAAUCUUAAACAUAUUUAUUAACUUUUAUUUUUUAUUUUUUUUUUUAUAGAAUUUACUUUUAUUUUUUAUCAGUAUUUAAUUUUUUGUAUAUAUAUUUCAUUUAUUUCAUUUAUUUAAUUUAAAAAAAACAAUUUAAUAAAAAAAAAAGAAAAAAAAAAAAAAGAGAAUAAAAAAUUAAAUUUAAAUUUUUUUUUUUUUAUAUUUUUAUUUAAAUUUAUUUUUUUAAAUGGAAUCAUCAAACCAACCAAGGGAUUUAAAAUCUCUUUUGUCAUUCUUUGAAGAGGUUAAAGAUAAACAAUCACAUCAUGAUUUUUCAAUUCAUAAUGGUAAAAAGAAUACGGUACCCCAGGUGCCACCAAGAGCUCAUUCACUUUCUAAUGUAAGAACUGAUGGUAAUAAUAGUAUUAAUAGUAAUAAUCCAGCAAAUUUAACAACAUCUUUUCAAGGUAACCAAUUAUAUCAACAACAACAACAACAUAAUAAUAAUAACACAAAAUCAAUUCAUGAACACUCACCAAUAUCAUCAGCAUCAACUACACCAUCGGAUUUACUAUCACCAAAUCAAAUGGGUGUCGGUAGACCUCCAUCUUCAUCCAUUGACUUUUUAAGAGCCAGUGGUAAUAGCGAGUCGAUGAAUAAACCAUUAAGACCAUUAUCAGCAUCAACUUCUCCAACACAGAUUAGUCAAAGUGCAGUACAAUUCCAAAAUGAAGAGUUAAUAAGGGAUAUUAGAAAUGAAAGGGCAUCCCACCAACAAACUAAAUAUUUAUUAAAAUCACUCCAAGCAGAAAAUCAAAAACUAUCAUCUGAAAUAUCCAUUUGGAGAGCAAAAUACUAUAAAUUAUUAACAAAGAAUCAAAAGGUCAAAGUUAUUUUAGAUCAUUUCCAAACUGUAAUGAAUGAAAGUGAUUCUAUACCAGUGGAUCAACCAAAUGGCACCUUAUCAAACUCUAAUUCAUUAAGAAAAAUGAAUGUAAAUAAUAUUAGCAGCCCAAAUGGUAAUCAAUUAAACACAUCUGGGGAAUCAGUUUCAAAUUCACAAUCACCAUCGCACUCUAUUCAUCAUCAACGUAACCACUCCAAUUCAAGUGUUGGUAGUACUCAUGGAUAUAUCAUUGAUAAGUACUCUACAAUCUCGUAUCCAAGUGACACUACAAGAACUAGAAAACCUACAGUUAGUACAUCAACAUUUUUCUCCCACCCAAGUGUUUUUCCAGCAUCCACUAUUAGAGGUUCAUCCUCAACAUUUUCUUUAAAUAAUGAAAAUACUGAAGUUGAAGAUUUAUCUGAAGAGGAGUAUUACAGUAUGCUAGAAAAGAGAAGAGAGGUUUCCCAUCAAAUUUUGAAUACAGAAAGAGAUUAUGCACACUUUUUAAAUAUUAUCGUCGAAGAUUUCCUCACUCCACUUAAAGUUGAAUGUUACCAAUCAAAUAAUCCAUUCAUUACAGGUGUACAAGUUAAACAAUUGUUUGGUGAUAUUGAAGUUAUUUUGGGUUCAAGUAAAUUAUUAAUCGAAGAUUUAGAAAAGGUAUUGCUAGAUGGCUCUACCAAUUCUAUUGGUUUGGGUGACGUAUUUUUAAAGAUUUGUGAUUAUUUUAAAUUAUAUUCCCCAUAUGUCAAAAAUUAUUACUCAUCAAUUUCAAUUUUUAAUAAAUUAAAAGAAGAAAGUCAUAAAUUCCAAACAUUUAUUCAAGAAAGAGAAUAUAUAUUAAAUGAAUACAAUUUCACAGAUUUAGGUUCGCUUUUAAUUUUACCACUUACUAGAAUUGGUCAAUAUACAUCAAUGAUAAAUUUAUUAUUCAAUUUAACACCACAAACCCAUCCAGAUUUCGAAUCAUUCAAGAAUGCAGUUAGAAAGAUGAAAUCAAUUGUAGAUUAUGUUAAAGAAAAAAUUAAAGAUUUCGAAAGUCAAAAUAAAGUUAGAACUAUCCAAAAUCAAAUGGUUGGUAAAUUUGAUAAUUUAAAUCUUCCACAUAGACGUUAUAUCAGAGAGGGAUUACUUACAGAAAUUUCAAAGAAUUCAAAUCUUACUCAAUACCAUUGCUUCCUUUUUAAUGAUAUCUUUGUACUUUCUACCCCAAUAAAGAAAUCGAACCAAUAUCAAUUCAAAAAGAAAAUCUCAUUUUUAGAUGCUGAAGUAUCAAUGAUAUCAGAUCCUGAGGAUAGACCAGUAUUCCAAAUUUCUAUACCAACUGCAGAAAGCGAGGGUUCUCCAAACAUGCUCUCAUUGAAUGGUUUAUCAUCUGCAUUGGUUAGUUCAAUUGGUGGUGGUAAUGGUAAUAGUUCAAUCUCUAUUAGCAGUGGUGUCGAUAAAACAAAGAGUGGUAAAGAAGAUGAUUCAAAGAAUGAAGAAAAAGAGGUUUAUACAUUCAUUGCCGAUAGUAAUAGAGAUAGAGAAGAGUGGAUUGCAGCUAUUCAACAUCAUAUAACCGCAACUAAAAAGAAUUUUGAUAAUAGAAAACCAGAGGAUAUCGAGAAGGGUGGUAUUGAUUUCAAUACAUCCGAAAUUAAAUUAUGCGAACAAAUUGGCAGUGGUGGUAGUGGUUGUACAGUUCAUAGAUGCACAGUCGAUGGUUUCACUUGUGCUGUCAAGGUUUUAAAACUCAAAAAUACCUCAGAGUAUUUGGUAGAGCAAUUCGUUUCAGAAAUUAAAAUCAUGGUAAAAUUAAGCAAUCAAAAUAUUGCAAAAUAUUUGGGUCAUCGUUUAACACAGGGCCAGUUAUGGUUGUUUAUGGAAUUUUAUCCACAUUCACUUAAGGAUAUCAUUUCCAAGAGACAAGCUCCUUUCCCAGCAACCGAGGUUAUUUGGAUGGCACUAGAAAUCGCCAAGGGUUUAGAAUUUCUUCAUACACAAAAACCACCUAUUAUUCACAGAGAUUUAAAGCCAGGUAAUAUUAUGUGUUCACUUGAUGAAAAUGGUAAGGUUUGUAACAUCAGGGUUUGCGAUUUCGAUACAUCAAAAGAAAUGGGCAGUGGUGUAAUGUUAAAAACAUGUAUUGGUACUCCAUGUUAUAUGGCUGCUGAAGUUUUAAAUGUCUCUGAAGAAAAUGGAAAUGGUUAUAGUUUGAAAGCCGAUAUUUGGUCAUUCGCUAUGCUUUGCUUUGAAAUUAUUGCAUUAUUGCCACCUUAUCAUCAAUUCCAACAUCUUCAAUCAAUUGAAAUGAUUAUAAAUGGUACUUGCCCACCUUUACCAAGUCAUUUAAUUUCACCUCAACUCCAACCACUCAUUGAGCUUUUAGUAACAUGUAUUGAUUUGGUUCCAUCCAAACGUCCAACUGCAACCCAAUUAGUUUCAAAAUUAACAAAAAUGUUAAAAGUUUCUGGUAAAUUACAAGAAUAAUAAAUAAAUAACAAGUUUAAAAAAUAAAAUUUUAUUUCAACAAAUGUAUUUU
Molecule: messenger RNA, 3436 nt
Organism: Dictyostelium purpureum
Lineage: Eukaryota; Evosea; Eumycetozoa; Dictyosteliales; Dictyosteliaceae
Exons: 2
Coding region: 271-3384 (1037 amino acids)
Biological process (GO): protein phosphorylation
Molecular function (GO): protein kinase activity; ATP binding; guanyl-nucleotide exchange factor activity
Source: RefSeq, a predicted model, not a curated record